This is a messenger RNA of Acanthosepion pharaonis, 507 nucleotides long. Lineage: Eukaryota; Metazoa; Mollusca; Cephalopoda; Sepiida; Sepiidae. The record is from the annotation of a GenBank genome assembly.
AUGUAUAAAAAAUAUCUAUCUAUCUAUCUAUCUAUCUAUCUAUCUAUCUAUCUAUCUAUCUAUCUAUCUCAGUCGAUUCAUAUAUUUCGUUCUUUCUUUCUUUCUUUCUUUUUCAGUCGAUUCAUUUUCUAUCUAUCUAUCUAUCUAUCUAUCUAUCUAUCUAUCUAUCUAUCUCAGUUGAUUCAUAUAUUUCGUUCUUUCUUUCUCAGUCGAUUCAUUAUCUAUCUAUCUAUCUAUCUAUCUAUCUAUCUAUCUAUCUAUCUAUCUAUCUAUCUAUCUCAGUCAAUUGAUUAUCUAUCCCUCUAUCUCUCUCUCUGUCUCUCUCUCUCUAUCUAUCUAUCUCAGUCGAUGCAUAUAUUUCUUUCUUUCUUUCUUUUUUUCUUUCUUCAUUUCUUUCUUUCUUUCUUAGAUAAUGAAUCGACUAAGAAAAGCCGCUUCCUUAUCUAUCUAUCUAUCUAUCUAUCUAUCUAUCUAUCUAUCUAUCUAUCUAUCUAUCUCAGUCAAUAG